AUGGAUGAGUUCAGGAUAAGUUUGGACUGUCCUGGCAUUGCAGACAAGCAAGGUCAUCAAAGAAGCAAAAACCAGAUUUGUCAAAAGGUAGUUGCAGGAAAUGCUGAUUUUGCCUUCAAAUUAUACCACCAGGCUGCUCUGGAGGAUCCUGGCAAGAACAUUUUCUUUUCUCCACUAAGCAUUUUCACUAUCCUUGCAAUGGUCUCCAUGGGGGCUGAGUCUGCCACUGCAAAUAACCUUUUUUCAGUUCUUGGUCUGAACCAUUCAGAGAUCAGUGAGCAAGAAAUACAUGAAUGUUUUCAUCAUCUCUUCCAAAUUCUGAACCGCAAUAACUCUGAAAUUGAGAUGAGUAUUGGAAAUGUUCUUUUCACAGACAAGAAAUGGCAGCCACUAGCGAAGUUCUUGAAUGAAUCCAGACUUUUCUACCAGGCUGGAGUUCUUCCAAUAGACUUGAAAAAUUGGACAGAAGCCCAGGCCCAGAUCCAAUGCUACCUGAAGAAGAAAACCCAAGGGAAAUUUGUAGAUGUGAUCCAGGAUCUUGAUCCAGAGGAUGUCACGGUCCUUGUAAACUAUAUUCUAAUGAAAGUCUCCUGGGAAAAUCCUUUCAGUCUUCUGAAUGCUCAAGAAGAUUUCUUCUUUGUGGAUGAAGACACGAAAAUGAAAGCUGAUAUGAUGAUGAAAGAUGGCUAUUUUAAGAGUUACUAUGAUAACAGACUGUUCUGUGAGGUGGUUGAGAUCCCCUACAAAGGCAACAUUUCAGCACUGUUCAUUCUGCCUGAGCAAGGAAAAUUGAAACUGGUGGAAGAGGCACUGGGAAAAGAAAUUUUUCUAAAAUGGAUGGGCUUAUUGAAACUACAGAGAACAAGUGUGUCUCUCCCAAGGAUUUCAUUGUCUGAAAGUUAUGAUGUCACAGAGAUGUUUAAAAACCUGGGUGUUAUUGACCUUUUCAAAGAGAGAGCAGAACGAUCUGGAAUUACUGGGAAACAUGAGCUGAAGGCAGACAUAACCCCUUUCGAGCAGGUCUGCCUCAGAAUGGGGUAUGCACCCUAG
This is a messenger RNA of Hemicordylus capensis (graceful crag lizard), 1050 nucleotides long. RefSeq names its product corticosteroid-binding globulin-like. Bases 1 to 1050 code for a protein of 349 amino acids. Gene Ontology annotation, biological process: negative regulation of endopeptidase activity. The record is from RefSeq and is a predicted model, not a curated record. Lineage: Eukaryota; Metazoa; Chordata; Lepidosauria; Squamata; Cordylidae. The transcript is spliced from 5 exons. Gene Ontology annotation, molecular function: serine-type endopeptidase inhibitor activity.